Messenger RNA from Solanum tuberosum (potato), 502 nucleotides. RefSeq lists its product as uncharacterized. Lineage: Eukaryota; Viridiplantae; Streptophyta; Magnoliopsida; Solanales; Solanaceae. Bases 8 to 502 code for a protein of 164 amino acids. The record is from RefSeq and is a predicted model, not a curated record. The transcript is spliced from 4 exons.
AUAUGAGAUGGAAUACUUUGUUGUAGCUGCAAAUUGCGCAAAAUUAAAGACUUCAAAACACAAGCACAGACUAAUAUUUACAAAGAACACAAUUGUGACGGAAUUACAUGAUUCAUUAUUUCAUAUGAAUAUUUGUAAUUUGCGCACUUUUGAUCAAUUGACAAAUCAAGUGAACAUGGAUGAGACUGAACUAUUCGAUGUUGUUGGACAGGUUGUCUCUUAUAAACCAUAUAAAUUCAGCAAGGAAGAAGAUAAUGAUGAUUGUUUUUUUAAAGUUAUACUAGAAGAUGAUAAGAAAGAUAGGCUUUCAACAAUUUUAUGGAGCAAACAUGCGUAUCAAAUUCAACCUCAUUUGUGUGAGUCUGCAGAUGAACCAUUGAUUGUUGUUUUGCAAUUAAUGAUGGGUCACAAAAUAAGAGAAAACUACUAUGUUCAUAGUUGUUGGGAUGAAACGAAACUUUGGAUAAAUUCUAAUCUGCCUCAGCCUACUGAUUCAAUUUGA